Messenger RNA from Mugil cephalus (flathead mullet), 3771 nucleotides. It is a transcript of the gene syt12, whose product is annotated as synaptotagmin XII. The record is from RefSeq and is a predicted model, not a curated record. The coding region runs from base 668 to 1954 and encodes 428 amino acids. NCBI's taxonomy places the organism in Eukaryota, Metazoa, Chordata, Actinopteri, Mugiliformes, Mugilidae. Gene Ontology annotation, molecular function: clathrin binding; calcium ion binding; phosphatidylserine binding. Gene Ontology annotation, biological process: regulation of calcium ion-dependent exocytosis; regulation of dopamine secretion; calcium-ion regulated exocytosis. The transcript is spliced from 8 exons.
UGUAUACGUGUGCGUGUCAGGCAGGUCCUCUCCUCUCCAGUGCUGCUGCUGUUACUGCUGCUGUUGUUGUUGCUGCUGUUGCUGCUGCUGCUGCUGUGAAGCCUUGCAGGAGGAGGAGGCGGUGGUCGUGUUAUUGAGCGACCCGGCGCUAGAAGUUGCGCUGCAGGGGAGGGACUUUCUCCCUGCAGUCGGUCGGUCAGUCGGGGAUCUGCGGCGCACUCAGAGAUGCCUCUGGCUGCAGCCGCCCAGACUCCAGCGAGCGGCAGAAACAGGCGGACACCCCUGAGGUGAAGACAGACCCUCCUUCUCCUCCUCUUUCUCCUCUUUCUUUUGCUCCCUCUCUCUCCCUCUCUCUCUCUCUGCGCGCCCCUUCCUCCCCCAGCUGGCGUCCCCUCAAUGUUUCUAGAUGCGCUGAAACGGCAGGAGUGUGAACGCCGCUUCCCUCCCCUCCUCCUCCUCCUCUGCCUCCUCCUCCACCUCAUCCUCCUCCUCCCCCUGGACAGAAAAACCCGACCGGCACCAGUGUCCUUGGAUGGAGAGAGGCGCCUGAAACAAGGGAGAGCAGUGGAGUUGGUCUACCCCCGUCCCCCUCCACCUCCUCCUCCUUCUCCUCCUCCUCCUUCCUCCCUACUGCACCAAAAGAAAACUCCGGGCUGGCUGCAGCACCAUGUCCUCGGCUCAAAGUGAGGAUAUCUCAGGCUACCAUCUGAGCGUGGUGCUUAACCCGCCAGCCUGGGAGGUGGGGAUCUACCUGGUGGGCUUCUUCGUGCUGUUGGCCGUGGCUGGACUCAACAUCUGGAAACUGUGGAAAUCUGGAACCUUCCCUGCGCCAUCCCCCUUUCCCAAUUUUGAUUAUCGGUAUCUACAAGAAAAAUAUGGAACCUCCUUCUCAGAAGUCAGACAAAAGAGGGUGGCAGCCAACAACCACCGGAGGACCUCCACCACCUCCAGCCGCAAGCCCAGCCUGGCCUUUGGUGACGCCACGGACGGCUUCAGGGACCUGGGCCACCUGGAGCUGAUGAGCAGGGAGCUGGACCCGACGGGAGUAGCUCAGCUCAACCGGUCCAUCUCUACCGACUCGCUCAGCUCCAUCUCCUCCAUCGCCAACAACUUCGGCCACGACUUCACGGUCGGCCAGCUGGAGGUGACCCUGGAGUUUGAGCCGUCCAGACAUCCGGGUCAGAGGGUGGGACUGCUCCACAUCACCCUGCACCAGGGAAAAGACCUGCUGGAGAGGGAAGAGGGGGACUUCCCCGGCUGCUUCAUCAGAGUCUCACUGGUGCCAGAGGAGCUUAAUGUGGGAGUCACAAGGGUCCAGACGAAUGCAUUCACCGUGAUCUUUGAUGAGCGCUUCUCCGUCCCCAUGGACCCGUCCAGCCUGGAGGAGUACAGCCUACGCUUUGCCGCUUUCGGCAUUGACACCGACGAGAGAAACAUCAGCGCAGGCGUUGCAGAGCUCAAGUUGUCAGACCUGGAUCUGACCAUCAGACCCUUCAACGCCUGGCUCUACCUUCAAGACGUCAACAAGGUUGUGAUCAGCGGGGAGAUCUUGUUGUCUCUCAGCUAUUUGCCGACAGCAGAGCGCCUCACUGUGGUUGUAGCCAAGUGCAAGAACCUGGUGUGGACCAACAGCAAGAACACUGCAGAUCCAUUUGUCAAAGUAUAUCUCCUGCAAGAUGGCAGGAAGAUCAGCAAGAAGAAGACCUCCACCAAAAGGGACGACACAAACCCCAUCUUCAAUGAAGCCAUGAUCUUCUCCGUACCAUCCAUUGUCCUGCAGGAGCUCUCCCUGAGGGUGACGGUGGCAGAGGCCACAGACGACGGCCGGGGCGAGAACCUGGGUCACGUGAUCAUCGGGCCCGAGGCCAGCGGGAUGGGGAUCACCCACUGGAACCAGAUGCUGGCCACUCUGAGGAAGCCAGUGUCCAUGUGGCACCCUCUGCGCAGGAUCUAGUCUACUCAGCACAUCCACAUACCUGACCAUGUUUCAAGUAAAACACUCACUUCGCCUUGUUCAGUACCAUUAUCAGAAUCGUUACAGCGUUUUAGCAAGAACGUUUGUGACCAACAGAAAGUCACAGACCAGAGUUAAGUCUUCAUCUUCAUCUUCAGCGUCUGAAAUGUCAAAAUUGAAGUGGGUGAUCUGUGAAUUAUUAUAUGCUCAAAUCCUAUAUUUGUUAGUCAACUUCAACUUGGUUCAAGUGCAUUAUGGAUGAGGGUGGUAUUUAUAGGGGAGUCUGAAAUUUCCCGCUGUGUGUAUCCCUCAUGCUUUCCUUGCUGCCUUGGCUUGAGACAGAAUGGGUCUGAAUCAUGAUUCUCCAUUCCAGCAACAGCAGAAAGGACGUAAACAUGUGGAUGGUUUUCCCAUCUCUAAAGUCUUUAUCAGAAACGUCAGUUUGAACUUUGAAGUGAGUUUUAAUUAAGGACAGGAGCCCAGCCUGGGUGACCUCAACCCCUCCCCCUGUUGCAUGGUGUCUACUGGUUGUAGCCUAUUAUAGUUGUCUAGGGAAUGACCGACUGGAUGGAGGGGUGGAGUCGCUUCUCUUUCAGGAAAACACUCACUUGUCUUUUCAAGCCAGUCAUUGUUUGCGCCUGCUUGAUUUAUUUUGUAGUGGUUUCAGAGCCGAGUCGAAUUAGCUCUAUUGGAUUUGCUGGUGUCGUUUGUCAUUAACAGUGAGACUGGCAGAAAAAAAUAAAUAAAUAAAGGUUUUGGUAGGAAAUUUAUUUGAUGUGCUUUUGGGGAAAAAAAAUCCAGGUACUCUUAUCCAGGUGAAAUAAUUGUAAUUUGUAGCAGUUGUUACAGGGUGGCCAAAUCAGAUGUAAUCAGCAUAUAGAUAUAAUGUUACGUUGUUCUAUUUUUACCAUGACUGAUGCAAUACGAGUUGCAUAUAAGCAUAUUUGAGAGUGUAAAUACAGCAGUUUUCUCAUUUCUUUCUCUAAAUUCUGAUUUCAAAUCCUGUUUUUCAUUGUAUGAUGAUUAUUAUUAUUAUGAACACUAAACUCCAUUCACACAAACGUAUUCAACACCAUUGCUGAUUAAUUAAUUGUUAUUAAACCACCUCUGGGACUUUAACUUGUGAUGUAAAGUGUACUAACACCAUUAAAUAGGUUUACAUGUUCUUUUGUAUUAGAGGAAACACCUUGAUGUUCUGGUUUAAAUUGUGGUUGCUCUCGACCAGAUAUUUGUCACACUCAUUUUAGCUUUUAUCACAAAGCUGACUGCACACUUCCUGUUAGCUCCGAGCUAACACUUUGCAGCUUGAAUGGCCGAAUGGUAAUACCGCUAAAAUGUUUUUGAAAAUGUACUCAGUGUGACAAGAGUCUUCAAGAAGACCAGAAUGUCAAGGUGGCGUUUUAUCUGUCUGAGAUUUCUCAACAACAUUGUGCAAUAGUGCUGUUUUGUUGUAACUUUUUGAAUGUGAAUUAUCAUGUGAAAUACCUGCUAAACCCUAAAAACACAAUGCAUUGUUGUGACUUUCGUUUCUCAAGCCAAAGCCACUUCACAUUGUUUGGUUCCAAAUGCAUAUCUCAUCUCACUUUGAAAAUCAGUUCAAAAAUAACACACCUGCGCUCACACUAUAACAAACAAUAUUUCCUACCGUGCCAAAUAAUGAAGCAAUAUUUUCAUUUACAAUCAGCAUCUGCAUUCAACAAAAGCUGUAGCCUACAUUCAACCAUGCAUGAAGUUAUUUAGCACUUGAUGUGAAUGUGCCUCAAGAAUACAGUGUAUUGUGUGAAUGCUGUUUGAAAUAAAAAGCAAUUCAACAGUAA